GACGGCAGCCCCCGCAAUCCCCUCCCCGCCUUCCUGCCCGGGCUGCGCAGCGCAGCGCAGAGCCGGCAGCUGCAGCCGGAGCUGGGCCCCGUGCGCUAUGGGGCGCCUCGCGUAGCAGCUGCUCAGGGCUCGCCGCCCGCGGGACCAGGCUGCGGGAGAGGCGCUAGCGGGCAAGAAGGGACCUGUUGGAUCAUCUAGUCUGACCUUCAGCACGACACAGCCUACAGAACUUCACCCAGUAAUUUCUCCAUCAAGCCUAUCACUUCUGGAACUGGCAAAUUUGUGUGGAAGAUGAAGUUUAUUCCUGCUUGAGACUGUCAUCCUAAAUAGUAAAUGGUAAAAGAAUGUGGGAUAAUCCAAGUCUCCGAUGUCUCCUAGCAAUAGCUUUCUUACAUUUGCUGAGCUUAAUAUAUAGUCAGGAGACAGAUGUUGCAGUGUCAGGUUUUCCAGAAGCACCAGGAAAUUGGAAAUGUAUCACACAUGACUUAAACAGAAUGAUCUGUUCCUGGGAUGCCACCUCCAGUGCAAACCGUGGACUGACUUACAAGAUUUGUUAUACAAACAGUGAGCCCUUCUCUCCAGUGUGUAUUGAAACUGAGGGGAAAAGGGCCGAUAUUCCAGUCGCAAUGGGCUCCACUAACGUACAGAUAACCACACUAAAUGCUUCUGGAACUCCUUUAGCUACUGAAACAUUUGUAUUGCCUGAGGAAAAUGUUUCACUUAUUCCACUCACCCCGCAAAUUCUUAAUCUGAGUGCUGACUUUUCAACUUACACAUUAUAUCUGACGUGGAACGAUAGUGGCUCAGUCUUCCAACAUGAAUUAGAUGCCAGCUGGCAGAUUCAGAUUCUGUAUAAGGAAACAAUGGAGACAGUGACACUAAUUAAUUAUGAUUCAAAAUUGACAGGCAAAGACUCUAUUCUUUUUUGGAAUUGGACAUCUGACAUACCUUUGGAGUGUACUUCAUACUAUGUGAAAAUCAGAUGUUACAUUAAUGAGCUGUAUUUUACUGGUAGGAAGGAAUGGAGUGAAUGGAGCCCAGUUAGAACAGUUCCUGAAAAAGAUACUAAGCCCAAUAGCGUUAUGGUUUUUCCUCAAGACAAAGUGGUACUAGUGGGCUCAAAUGUGACAUUUUGUUGUUUAUAUAAUGAAGGGAAAAGUGUAAAAUUCAUGAAAUAUGGAUCAGAAAGUUAUCCACUCCUUCGACUCAGCAAGUGGAGCAGUGCAAUCAAAGUGCAGAAUGUCAGUGCUUCAGUUCCUAGUGGGACAAAUGUGUGGUGCUCGCUGGUGCCAGAUGAUGUGGAAGGAACAGUAUUAUUUGUAGGAUAUGCUCCUGAUACUCCACAAAACCUGAACUGUGAAACACGCACCUUUAUUACUAUAACGUGUAGCUGGAACCCAGGCAGACCCACAGCACUGUACAGCAAACGGCGAACAAAAUAUAUUUUAUUUGAAAGAAUAUCUAGAGAAAAUGUUACAUGCAAAGUAGAGGAACUGAAUAAGAAACAUGCCUGUGACUUUCCAGUGCAUGCCAAUCAGAAAAUCUACAAUUUCACACUAAGUGCUUCCAAUCCUCUUGGUCAAGCAGAAUCAUCGCUCUUAAUUGAUGUAAAUCAAAGAGUUCAUCUGGAAACUCCUGAUAAAUUCACUGUGAGCACUAAUAGUUCAACACAUGCCCAUCUGUCUUGGUAUAUACCUGGCAACUUUAUUAAAAUCAGACUUUUGUGUCAAAUUGAAAUUAGCAAUAGUAAUUCUGAACGACAACUGAAUGUCUCAAUGGCCGGUGCAGAAAAUUCAAAUUACAGAGCUUGGGUGGAUGCAUUACAUCCGUAUGGCACAUAUACAUUCAGAGUACGCUGUUCAGCUUCUGAGUAUUUCUGGAAAUGGAGUAAAUGGAGUGAGGGAAAAAAGCUCACAACUUUGGAAGCCCCUCCUGCAAGAGGACCGGAUAUUUGGAGACAGAGAAGUCCUGUCGGAGAAACUGUAACAGUCUUUUGGAAGCCGUUACUUCUUUCCGAAGCAAAUGGAAUAAUACUAUCCCAUGAGGUGGUAUGUUACUUGCGAGAGAGAAUGCUAAAGGCUCAUGAAGUCCCUGUACCCUUGAACAGCACUGAAAUAAAACUUGGGGGAAAUGAUUGUUUAAUCAGUGUUAUAGCCAAAAAUCGUGCUGGCUCAUCUCCCCCUUCUAGGAUAACUAGUGUGGAUCUUCCAAGUGACAAUGUCAAAACAGAGCUGGCAAUUGCAACAGGAAAUGGAAUUUACAUUUCUUGGCAUUCUGACCCUAACGUGACCUGUGGCUACACAUUAAAAUGGUGUAUUUCAUCGGGAUCUGAACCGUGUAAUGUGGACUGGGAAAUGUUUCCUUCAAAUGCAAUAGAUGCUGUGAUCAAAUCUGCUCUGUUUCAACCUGGUGUGAGAUACAAUUUUUCACUAUAUGGCUGCAAACACAAUGGAUAUCAGUUAUUACAGAAUAUAACGGGAUAUAUGAAAGAAUUGCCUCCAAAGGUAGCACCAAAUUUUACUGUAGAAGAAACCUCUUCAGAUUCAAUAUUAGUAAAAUGGGAAGACAUUCCUGUUGAAGACUGCCAGGGGUUUUUAAAGGGAUAUAUUCUUUACUUUGCAAAAGGGGAAAAAGGUUCUUCAAAGACUAGUUUCAUGGAAGAAGGGUCUCCUGAGCUAACAGUUAAGAAUAUUACUGACCUAACGAAAAAGUCUUUGAGAAUACUUGGUCUUCAAGGCAAAACAAGUUACCGCCUGGACUUACGAGCUUAUACCGUUGGUGGAAUAGGCCCAUCAAAAGACCUGUAUGUGGUGACAAAGGAGAAUUCCGUGGGGUUGAUCAUUGCCAUUCUCAUCCCAGUGGCAGUAGCUGUUGUGCUCGGAGUGGUGACCAGCAUCCUUUGCUACCAAAAGAGGGAAUGGAUUAAAGAAACGUUCUACCCUGACAUUCCAAAUCCUGAAAACAGUAAGGCAUUGCAAUUUCAGAAGAAUAUAUGUGAGGGGAACACAGCUCUUAAAACCUUGGAAAUGAACCCUUGUACCCCAAAUAGUGUGGAAGUGGUGGAAACGCGAUCCACUGUCCUUAAAAUAGAAGACACAGAAAUUAUAUCCCCUGUAGCAGAUAGUGAGCUUCCUGAAGAUGGGUCUGAGACAGGAACAGGAAGCCACGUGGUGGUGUCAUACUGCCCACCAAUCAUUGAGGAGGAGAUCUCUAGUCCACCAAUAGAUGAACCUGUGGGAUCUUCUCAAGUCAUUUAUAUUGACAUUCAAUCAAUGUAUCAGCCUCAAGUUAAUCCAGAGGAAGAGCCCGAAAUUAACUUUGUCACUACAGCAGGCUAUAAGCCACAAAUGCAACUGCCAAUUAAUGCUAUGAAAAUGGAGAGCCACUCACCCACAGAAGAGGACUUAGAUAAAAUUGCGGGCUACAGACCUCAAGCAAACACUAAUGUCUGGAAGUUAAACUCUCCAGACUCUCCUGUAUCAAUUCAAAGCAACAAUGAAAAUGGAUCUUUUGGAAGUCCAUGCUCCAUUAAUUCUCGACAGUUUUUGAUCCCCCCAAAGGAUUAUGAAGACUCUCCCACCCCUAAUAACACAGGGUGGUCCUUUACACAUUUUUUUCAGAACAAACCAAAUGAUUAACAAUCAUGGUAAUUGUCAUUUCAAUCUGA
Messenger RNA from Chelonoidis abingdonii (Abingdon island giant tortoise), 3667 nucleotides. It is a transcript of the gene LIFR, whose product is annotated as LIF receptor subunit alpha. Gene Ontology annotation, molecular function: protein binding; cytokine receptor activity. Gene Ontology annotation, cellular component: membrane. Lineage: Eukaryota; Metazoa; Chordata; Testudines; Testudinidae. The record is from RefSeq and is a predicted model, not a curated record.